AUGGCCCAAUGGAAGAUGCUGAGUGACAUUUGUAAGAAAGAUAAAAAGAAGGGAGAGCGUUUGCAACAAUUAUAUUCGACUGAUAACUUCCCGCACAAAAUUAGAAGUACUUUUGCCGCCUGGAUCGAAAGUGUUGAUUGGGACUCCUUAGAAAAAGAGUCAAAUGGACAAUCAGGUAGAGUCUACUUUGAGCACCUAAUUUCACUAAUCGACGACAGGUGUGACAGUUCAGAGAUGGAUCAGAUAUUGGACUUGAAGCGGUCAAAAGAGCAAGAAUUCCAGAACAACUACUUGCCUUUCAUUAAAGUGAUAAACAACAAACUGAGACAAGAGCAGAUGAUCAUAGAAUCCUCUAUUACAGACCAGAACUCCGACCCGAAACGCAAGCCCUUGAGGUCCAACAUUAAUAAUAAUAACAAUAAUGAUGAUAAUAGUAAUAAUAAUGAAAAGGAAGAGGCAAUGAGUAGAUAUCUCUUUAAUUUAAAUCAAUUAGACUUGCGACAGAGAGCCAUUACCUUCCAGAUUAACAACUGCAUAGUUGAGCAGGGUGUAUUCAUUGAACGCUUUGACACCAAAUUCGAGAAGUAUCGUGCCCUUCAGGAAACAACUAGUACCAAAGGCACUAAAGAAAGCCUAAAAAUCGAAAUCCUAAGAUCGAUAUAUGAUUUAAAUUCUCUGAGAAAAGAAGUGGCCAAAGAAAUACUAAAGCUAUCUAAUGAGCUAUUUUUAGCAUCUCGCAGCGUGUGGGAUGAGCGUUCUUAUUGGCUGAUAGCCCAGAAGAAGGAAAUCUACUCAGUAACCAAUGGCAACCUCCUAAAUAUCGACGACCUUGAUACGCUGUUUGUCAUUGGCCAAGAGAAUUUUUACUAUUUAUAG
Molecule: messenger RNA, 876 nt
Organism: Helobdella robusta
Lineage: Eukaryota; Metazoa; Annelida; Clitellata; Rhynchobdellida; Glossiphoniidae
Exons: 7
Coding region: 1-876 (291 amino acids)
Biological process (GO): type I interferon-mediated signaling pathway; defense response; regulation of cell population proliferation
Molecular function (GO): DNA-binding transcription factor activity, RNA polymerase II-specific; RNA polymerase II cis-regulatory region sequence-specific DNA binding
Source: RefSeq, a predicted model, not a curated record